AUGCCGUCCCCCACGCCCAAUGAAUGUAAGCUUACCGUUUCAAACGGAAAUAAUAUCGGUAAGGCUGCUAAGCUUUACCGUAAUAUUGGAAAAGAUACGAAAUCACGAGUCAGCUCGCCUAGCAACGGCGUUAUGCGGGAACCGGCCAUCACCACGAUGAAUGGUGCUCCCGUUUUGAAGCCAGCAUCCACUCAGAGAAUUGGUAAUCAACUUAGAGCCACUCUUCUACUUCAAGAUAUUAAUCUCUUGGAAUUAAUUCAACAUAUCACUCAUGAGAGAAUCCCGGAGCGUGUUGUCCACGCCAGAGGCACUAGCGCUUAUGGAUACUUUGAGGUCACAGAUGAUAUCUCAGAUGUCACUUCCGCGGCUUUUCUUAACAAGGUUGGAAAGAAGACCGAACUAUUCUGUCGAUUCUCUACUGUAGCUGGUCGAGCAGAAUCAGCCGAAACUGUUCGAGACACUCGUGGAUUUGCCUUCAAGAUGUUCACUGAGGAGGGUAAUUUAGAUUGGUUAUUCCUUAGCACUCCUGUCUUUCCAAUUCGAGAUGGAGCCAAAUUCCCAUCCUUCACCCAUGCAACUAAAAAGAACCCACGAAGUGGACUACCUGACCACAAGGCAUUUUGGGACUACUUCACUCAUAACCAAGAGGGAAUUCACUUCCUCAUGUUUUUAUUCAGUGAUCGUGCUACACCAGUUGAUUUCCAGCAUGCCAACAUUUUCAGUAUCAACACGUACAAGUUCACCAAAUCAGAUGGUUCUUUCACAUAUGUCAAGAUUCACCUCAAAACUAACCAAGGAGUGAAAAACUUCACGCAGGAUGAGGCAAAUCAAAAGGCUGGUGUAGACCCAGACUUUCAAACUCGUCGCCUUUAUGAAGAUAUCGAAAAUAGAAAGUAUCCAUCUUGGGAUGUUUAUGCUCAGAUUAUUGACCCCCUUAAGGCUGAGCAUUAUCACAUCAAUAUCUUCGACGCUACUAAAACAUUCCCAUUCUCAGAAUUCCCUCUUCGCAAAUUCGGUAAAAUUACAUUAAAUAGAAACGUGGACAAUUUCUUCGCCGAACAAGAGCAAAGUGCUUUCAGUCCGACAAAUCUCGUUCCUGGUUGGGCUUUAACUCCUGACCCAAUCAUUCAAACCCGUGCUCUUGCCUACGCAGAUACGCAAAGAUAUCGCCUUGGAGCUAAUUUCAUUCAAUUGCCUGUUAAUGCUCCACACAAUAAACCAUUCAAUCCCGUCAUUCGGGAUGGAGCUGCUGUUAUCAAUGGAAACCUUGGUGGUACUGAAAAUUACUUUCCAUCAUCUUUCUAUAAUGUUGGAGUGGCGGCACAAUAUGCACAACCUGAUGAGGAACAAUUUCAAGGGACUGUUGUCAACUUUGAGAGUCAAGUUGUUGAUGCAGACUACCUGCAGCCAAGAAUAUUUUGGGAGAAAACAUUGGCUAGCGAGCCAGGUCAACAAGAUAACUUCAUUAGUAAUGUUGCGGGUCAUUUAAGCGCUGUUACCGGAGAUAAGGGAAUUCAGAUUAGGCAAGCAGUUUAUGCAAUGUUCGGCAAGGUCAAUGCAGAUCUUGGAAAGCGUAUUCAAACUUCAACUGAGGCUACGAUCAAGCAAAAUGAGACAGGUACUAUGACCAAUGGUAUGGAAAAUGUCAAAAUCACCAAGCAAAAUGGAAUACCAAAUGGUAAUAGCCAUAACAGCGAGACAAGAUCUAGAGGCUUUGCUGCCAAUGACUGCCCACGACCCUGUCAUGCUGGUGAAUAG
Sclerotinia sclerotiorum 1980 UF-70 is the source of this 1758-nucleotide messenger RNA. RefSeq names its product catalase. Gene Ontology annotation, biological process: response to hydrogen peroxide; hydrogen peroxide catabolic process. The transcript is spliced from 8 exons. The record is from RefSeq and is a predicted model, not a curated record. Gene Ontology annotation, molecular function: heme binding; catalase activity. Bases 1 to 1758 code for a protein of 585 amino acids. Lineage: Eukaryota; Fungi; Ascomycota; Leotiomycetes; Helotiales; Sclerotiniaceae. Gene Ontology annotation, cellular component: cytoplasm; mitochondrion; peroxisome.